ACCGCCUCCUCCCCCUCCACCCCCUCCGCCGCCGCUCCCGCCGCCUCCCACGGCACCGCAGCCGCCCCUACCGGCCGUAGGGGAGGACCUCGACGACGACGAGGAGGAGGAGGACCACGACUACCUGCUUGGGCCCUGGGCCAUUCUGAUGGACGAGGAGCUGGCCGUAGAUGCCCUGGCGUUCGAGCAGCCUAUGCAAGAGGAGAUCAACAUCGAAGAACCGCGGGGAAACAGAGAAAAUGGACGAAUGUAUUGGUGCCGUCGUCCUGCUCUGGCAGGUCUUCGGCGUGCACCAGGUAUUCUCCAGACACCUCCCCUUAACGUCGUGACGGCGAGCCCCUCCGUCGUCCUGGGGGCGGCCGCCGUCCCCAGUCCCGCGGGACCAUCUGCCGCCCCCAGCCGGCCCGCCCCCAAGCCGAGGGACAGGGACCUCCAAAUCCAGCUGGAGCUGCGCUGCGACCUGGACCUCGCGCCACUAGCUUUUCUGAACAAGUAUCAGUCAGACGGCGAGGAUGCCGUGGAGGAGAAUGUCGAGACAGACGCGCCCUCGACAUCCAAGUCCAGAGCUGGGCCCUCUGGGGGCACGCGCGCCUGGCGCAGGGCCAAGGAGCGAGUGCAGGACGACGCCGUGCCCGCGCCCGCACCCGCCCCGCCGAGCUGCGCGCUGAGGAUCGCCUUCCACUGCCCGCUCGCGAUCGAAAACCGCCUGCCAGGCGUCGCGUACCUGUCCUGUCAUUCCGGGUAGCCUGGCGGUCGCUUGCCAGAGGGAAGAAAACCAUGAAGAGAGGAGGGGUGGGGGGUCGGAGACAAGGUUCCGUGUGUUUAUGUGGGAGUUGGCGUGUGUAGCAGUAGGCAUGGGUCUGAGCCAUUCCUCAUGCUGUAGCACGGUCGGCGUGCGAGCCAAGGCGGAGGAACAGAUAGGAUCGCAUUUCAGAGGCGAUAGAGUUCCUCAGCGCCUGCGCAGGCAACACUCCCCCCUUUACCCGGAGAAAUGAGAGCGGCUUGUGAGGAGGCUGCGUUGGAGCUCCCAACCAUAUAGAGACCCAUGAAAAAAUUCUGCCAAUCUCUAUCGACCCGAUUCCAAAAGCGUGACGAAGAUGUCUGAUCAAUCUCCACCCACAUCCCGCUCUGCUAAAAGGGGCGGAGGAAUCGUUGUUUUCGAUUUCCGAACCCCUCUCUCCCUCCCCGUCCUGUGUCUUCCGCCACUCCCGGUCGUUUCGGUGCGCGUAUCUGUAGAGCUGUCUCCUAUUUCGCAUUCUUUAUGGGUGAAGGGAGGAUAGAAGCUCUCAAAGCUCACCCCCCCCCAAUCCCCCAUCCUUUCCGCCCUGCCCUCUCGCAAAAACAACUUAUUAUUGUAGACAAUACUCUGCUGAUUUGGUGUAGUAGUUCUGCCAUGUGCGAGGGAGAAGGGUCCUGAAUAGCCAGGGCUAUGAUUUGUGCGUAUUACGCGUGGCUCAAGUUCCA
This is a messenger RNA of Frankliniella occidentalis (western flower thrips), 1464 nucleotides long. RefSeq lists its product as uncharacterized. The transcript is spliced from 3 exons. The coding region runs from base 149 to 745 and encodes 198 amino acids. Lineage: Eukaryota; Metazoa; Arthropoda; Insecta; Thysanoptera; Thripidae. The record is from RefSeq and is a predicted model, not a curated record.